AUGUACAUACAGAUGAACGUGUCGGCCAAUGCAGCGUCGCCCAUAAUGAUCGACGUGGAGUCGCAACGCGCUAAUGUAGAGACCACAUCCAGCACAAUGAACUUGUCUGCUGUUUUAGAGAGCGCCGUAAUCGAGGUGAAGACAGAACAGAGUCCUGUGUUAGAACAGCUGGAGCCGCAGAAGCCCAUCGAGGACGGUGCCGAGUCGGACAAAGCGCGCACGGACAGUGAUGACGACGAUGAUGACUCGCUACUAAAGCAAAUACCGAAACAGGAAAUCUCGUCACCUGCGGAGGGGGUCAAGGUGCCCGUAGAGGCACCAAAUACUUUGAUUGAAAAGAGUUUGACAGAAACAUACCAAGAGCCUAUGACGUCUGUGGAGAACUCGAAAGCGUUUCUCAACGAGAGUUCACGUACUGUAGAAGUAAUACAAGAGCCGGUGAAGCCCGUGGAUCCUUUAAUUACAACAGAUGAAGAGCAUAUAGCAUGCAUAGAAACACAACAAAGUGCCAAGACGCCCGUGGAAGCCUCAACACCAUUAGAUGAUGAUCUUUCGUCUUUCGAAGAUGCACACCAGGAUCCUAUAAUUUAUGGGGACGCGACAGUAGCAGUGCAGACGCACUUAGAAUCCACGACACCUGUAGAAUCCUUCAAAACUACAGACUCAAAACUCACAAUCUCGACACAAGAGUCUGUGACGCUUGUGAAAGGUACGGAUAUAUCACAUGAAGAAUAUAGUGCCUCAGCUGAAGUGCAACAAGAGCCCUCUACACCUGUAGAGACUUUUGUGGAGCCCAAGACACCUGUGGAUCAUCCACGUGAAAAUUCUUUUGAGGAUGACAUUGUAGUUGAAACAGAGUUACUCGUGCAGGAAGACGCUGCAGGGUUGCAAUCGGUACCUUCACCAUAUACUAGUGUCGAAGAGAACGUAGAGGCAGAAUUGCAACCUCAUGAAAUUGAACUUACCGUACAAGAAGAAAAAGUUCAGGGCCACGAGAUAGAAUUGGUGAUUCCAUCGCCACAGCCUAUGAACUUGGUGCAUCACGAUAUUGACGAUGAAGCUAGCGACAGUGAUGAGUCGGAUAUAUAUCGAGGAGAUGAAGACGACGACGUAAAUGCUGACUUGGGUACACCACUGGGAUACGGCGGCACUGCUGACUUUGGUGAAAGUCAGGACGAGUUUACUUCACAUCGAUUUUUGGGUCCUAGUGUGGUGUCUGAUCCUUCAUCAGUUCGUGCGUUGCAUACCUUGCGUCGGGUUGCACUGCACGAUAAACCUCCACGGUUUGUAAGUAGUGCUCCGGCUGUGACAGCAAGUUCAGGCAGUGUGACGAGUAGCGGCGAGUCUUCAGGACGCAAUUCGUCGAACUCUAGUGCAACUUAUGCUCCAAAGGGAAAGUCAGAGCUGCGGUCUCAAUCUGAGGCUGAUUUUGUGGAGCGACCUCUUAAUACGUACACGUUGACAUUUACAGAGCAAGUGUUAGGCUUUCAUACGAAUGUUGUUGUGUCGUUGGAGAACGAGCUUUUAGUUGAGGUCUGUAGUGUGGAGAAAGACAGUCCCGCACAGCGUGGUGGCGUAGUCGUUGGAGAUUGUCUCGUUAGUGUUAACGGGCUGCACAUUGAACCUCAUAUGACGAAAGAUCAAGUUUUAGAGAUUAUUCAGUCAUCGACACUACCGCGCACGCUCGUAUUUCAGCGUGACUUGCACGACAAGGAUGGCGGGCAUUCUAAAAGCUUGCCUGACAAAAAAGGCUCACCUGUUAAGCCGCUGAUAGGGCGUCUCGGCGCUGCUAUGAGCCAAGGUGCAUCUAUCAUUGGCUCUAGAUGGAAGCGAAAGAAAACGAUCGUACAUCCGAAUUCAUUUUGCGACGGCUGUGGCAUGGACCCAGUCAUAGGUGCGCUAUGGACUUGUAGUGUAUGCUCGAAUUACAAUCUGUGUAGCGAGUGCUAUGAUUUGGGUACGCAUGGAAUGGAAAACACAGAGCAGAUGCAGGCGCUAAAUGAGGCCAUUGUGCAGUACAAGCUUCAAAAAUUAUGCAAGGACUUUACACCUGAAUUUUUUUUGUCCCUUCGACGUGAUAUCUGCAAAGGAAGGCCUGAUAAGUUUGAGUAUCUUGGUGAGUGGAUUGCUAAUAUCGUCGUGGGGACGUCAGCAGCUAAGAUUACAGUGCGCGGCAUUGAGAUUCCGUCUCUUCCGCCUGCUGCUCGUCAGCGAUUCGUGUCACAUUUGAUGCCUCUAGUUUCGAACAGAACCGACAUUGAAGUAAACAUUGAAUGGUUACCAGACGACGCGGAUUAUACAAGUGCUGCUGAUCGUGCAAGUGUCGAUCGGAUGAGCAUUGGUGCGUAUGGCAGCGAUGAAGAGGAGGAUGACAUCGUUAUUGAAAACUUAGAAAAGCUGCGCAUUUGGAUAUCAGACAAAAAGACGCGUACUACAUCGCCUUUUGCGUAA
Molecule: messenger RNA, 2451 nt
Organism: Plasmopara halstedii
Lineage: Eukaryota; Oomycota; Peronosporomycetes; Peronosporales; Peronosporaceae
Exons: 2
Coding region: 1-2451 (816 amino acids)
Molecular function (GO): protein binding; zinc ion binding
Source: RefSeq, a predicted model, not a curated record